CGGUAACAUACUAGGAUAACGAGCCAGUUCUUUAAGGGUAGUUAGUUGAAAACGCUGUUCACAAGUUGAUUAAAAGUGCCGCACAAUUGGGUUGAAAAAUACUUUUGUUCACUUCUUUUUUUUUGUAUUGUAAUAAAAUUAGAUGAGUACAAGAAAGAAAAAAAUCUCUGCAUGUAUACACAGCAAAAGGAGUUCACACUAUCAUCUAAAUCGCCGAUAAAAAAAAUUAAAAAAAUAAAUAGAAAAAAAAGAUAAAAAGUUAUUUAGAGAAAAAAAAAACACAACAUUUUUUUUUUUUUUUUUUUAAUCAUUAACAAAAAGCUGAAAGUGUAUACGUCUAAUAACAACAACAAUAAUAAUAAUAAUAAUAAUAACAACAACAAAAAUUGGUGCUAAAUAAUAAAUUAAUUAAAAAUGCGAGUCAACUAAGCAACCGACAACCCACCUAAGUAUAAAUUCUUAUACUUAUAUUAGAAGAAAAAAAAAAAAAAAAAAAAAAUAAAAAUUUCAAAAAAAUAUUUAAAAUGAAAAAAAGUGCAUAAAUUAAAACUUAUUACGAAAAAAAUAAAAAUUCAAUCAAACAAGUGUGUAUCUAUCUAGUGCUUCGAUGUUGAAUUAAAAGUAGUUGAAUAAACGCCAAAAAAUAAAUCAACGGAAACGGAAAAUGUUGUUGUAGAAUGAGCAAUAAAACCAAUACCAACAACACCAGCAACGACAACAACAGUAACAACAUCAACUAUAGACAAUAACUAAGCCUAAAAGCAAUACUUACUUGCACGAAGAGAAUCAACAAAUUUUUCGGAUUAAAACUAGAAUAAGUUCAUAUGCAUCUGUAUGCCAACAAAAAGUCAAGCAUAUCUACAAUUGGUAGUUAGACCCGCUAGAAAGUGUCGAAUAUAUCGAGCAAUUAAGAUUUAGUUAAGCUGGUUGCAUUAAAGGACAAACGUUUAGCGAAAGUGAUUUGAAGGCGUGCUAUUGUCACUACCCGCGGCUUAACCGCGGCGUAUUAUGUCACGAGACGAUUACAAUCCUGUAGCAAGCUCUGGUGUACGUAGCCCGGGUCGUUCAAGACGAUUAACCGAAUUACCAACAGUUGAUCGUUCACCAUCGCGGGAUUACGGUACACGAGGAAGUCCUUUAGCAAUGGGCAGCCCGUACUAUAGAGACAUGGAUGAGCCGACAAGUCCCGCUGGGCCGGGACAUCAUAGGAGUCGAAGUGUUAGCAGACCACCGAUGUCUCAUGCCAUGGAUUAUCCAAAAACUCGAUAUCAAUCAUUGGAUAGAGGUGGUCUUGUCGAUCAUCAUGAUCGUGAGUUCAUACCCAUACGUGAACCGAGAGAUCGUUCACGCGAUCGAUCACUCGAAAGAGGACUUUAUUUAGAAGAUGAGCUUUACGGACGUUCCGCUCGGCAAAGUCCGAAUCCUAUAGGUUAUGGAGCUGGUUUACCACCAACCGAUCGUGCAUAUCUGGGCGAUUUACAACAUCAAAAUUCUGAUUUGCAGCGAGAAUUAGCACAAUUGAAACGCGAACUUGAGUUAACAAAUCAAAAGCUCGGCAGCAGCAUGCAUAGCAUUAAGACAUUCUGGUCGCCGGAACUGAAAAAGGAGCGUGCGUUACGCAAAGAGGAAAGCGCCAAGUACAGUUUAAUUAACGAUCAACUGAAGCUGCUUAGCACUGAAAAUAAAAAACAAGCAAUGCUGGUGCGUCAACUAGAGGAAGAAUUGCGUUUGCGCAUGCGUCAACCCAAUAUUGAAAUGCAGCAACAAAUCGAGGCUGUAUACGCUGAGAAUGAUCAUUUACAGCGCGAAAUUAGCAUAUUACGUGAGACAAUCAAAGAUUUGGAAUGUCGUGUGGAAACCCAGAAGCAAACUUUGAUUGCACGCGAUGAAAGCAUUAAAAAGUUGCUAGAAAUGUUGCAAGCGAAAGGCAUGGGUAAAGAGGAAGAGCGUCAAAUGUUCCAACAAAUGCAGGCUAUGGCUCAAAAACAGAUGUACAGUAAUUAUCCGACAGCCGGAAGUCCGCCAUUACCCGACAUUAUAGGACAAUAUUAUUCGCCCAGUUAUGGGAUAACAGGUUCACUGCCACCUUAUGAUUUUUAUGGCAUACCGGCGGCAUCGGCCGGUUAUCUGUACGAGCCCACUACGGCGGGUAUUGCCGGUUUAUAUGGGCACACAUCACCUGUAAGACGACGCCGUUACAGCAUAGCUGGCCUGCCAUCAGCCUCAAUGAUGAAUGAUUAUUAUGGAUACGGUAUGCCUACGCUGGGGCCGUCUUUACAUCAGUCUUCCUCAUCGAAUAUAUUAAAUUUACUCAACGAAGCUCAUAAGUCAAUUUCGCGUUCCUCUCAGAUACUUAGUCAGCAUGCUCGCAUACAGCAGGCUCAACAAACUGUUGGUCAGCCAGUUACACCGCUAUCGUCGCAUUAUCCCGGUCGCGUUAUAUCCAGCUAUCCGACAUUGCAUCCGGGCGACACAUCACCGCCUUAUUUAAAUGAUAAUUUAAUGCAAAUGUCUGCGAAUUUCUCGUCGCAACCGAAUAUGUAUUUCCAACAAUACACCCAACCGCCGCCGCCACCACCUCCUCCGGCUCCGGGUGGUGGUCAUGGUAUGGGCAUUGUCGGUUCGCGCUUAAAGCCCGCUUACUCGGUUUCGAAUCUCAAUUAUUUAAAUUAUCCGAGCGGCAUUGCUGGCUUAGGCGGCAGCAAAUAUAUAACGGGUGGGGUGCCCAGUAGUAGCUAUGCGAAUGCCUACACACAGACUCUAUUGAACCCAUCAGAUCCUUAUAACUACAGUAAUCUACUGCAGCAACGCAAUCUAAUGUCAUCAUUGCACGCUUCCAAUCCCACUGUAUCACAACUUUAUCAACCACCACCACAACCACCACCACCAUCAUCGUCACAUUAUACACAGCAGCAGGCACAUCAACAGGCAUUAGCUUACAAUAUACAACAACAAUUUGCUGGUGCGCAACAUUAUGCCCAUCAGUUACCGUCUAGCACUCAUCCUCAAGCGCACAUUCAUACGUCCGUGCAGCAGCAAUUGAAUCCAGAUCAUCAAUUUCAUGUGCAUCAGCAGCAAAAUCACCUGCAAACACAUCCAUUGGCUGCAUUGGCCAGCACGACAGCACCGUUCCCAGCUACAUUAACUAGCAGUGCUCUGCAUGAUGCACGUAGCGCGAUAGGUAGCACGGCCGGUUUAACGGGGUCUAGCGGUGGUGCGGCUGCUGCCUACGAUUUACUCAUACACCCGUCCUCGUCAUAUCCUACAUCACAACCACUACAUCAUCAUCUUCACCAACACCAUCAGCAUUAUACUCCACAUAAUUUACAUGCUACGCACACGACACAUAUGCAGCCACCGCAUGUCACCACCACAUCGUCAUAUCAUCAUAUGCCACCAUAUACGAAAAUAGAUUUAGAUUAUCCGAAACUGCCGCAAGAGCAUAAGCGCCAAUUGGACGAAUUCCGUCUUGAAAUACAAAGAAGGGAUCAAGAAAUAUUGGCAAUGGCAGCUAAAAUGAAGACUCUGGAAGAGCAGCAUCAGGAUUAUCAACGGCAUAUAGCGGUCUUGAAGGAAUCAUUAUGUGCCAAAGAAGAACACUACAAUAUGCUGCAGGCCGAUGUGGAGGAGUUAAGAGCCCGUUUGGAGGAGAAAAAUCGCUUGCUGGAAAAGAAAACGCAGGGCACACUGCAGACCGUGCAAGAGCGCAACCGUCUCACUACCGAGUUAACAGAAUUGAAAGAUCAUAUGGAGAUUAAGGAUCGCAAAAUUAGUGUUCUCCAAAGAAAGAUUGAAAAUCUUGAAGAUUUAUUAAAAGAAAAGGAUAAUCAAGUUGACAUGGCUCGAGCCCGUUUGUCGGCAAUGCAAGCUCAUCAUAGCAGUUCGGAGGGCGCUCUCACAAGUCUCGAAGAGGCCAUUGGCGAUAAAGAAAAGCAAAUGGCCCAAUUACGAGAACAGCGAGAUCGUGCCGAACAAGAGAAACAAGAAGAACGUGAACUGCAUGAGCGUGAAAUUGCCGACUAUAAAAUCAAAUUACGGGGUCUCGAAAGCGAAGUUGAAAAACUUAAUACACGACUCGAGCGAGCAGUUAACGAACGCGAACGUUUAGAAAUCAAAUUGGAAGCGUCACAAAGCGAACUGGGUAAAUCGAAAGCCGAAUUGGAGAAGGCAACGUGCGAAAUGGGCCGAAGCAAUGCUGACUGGGAGGCAACCAAACAACGUAUUGCACGACUUGAAUUGGAAAAUGAACGACUCAAACAUGAUUUGGAACGAUCUCAGUCGGUACAAAAAUUAAUGUUUGAAUCCGGACAAAUAUCGACAACAUUUGGGCGCACAACAUUAACCACUUCCCAAGAGCUGGAUCGAGCACAAGAGAGAGCUGAUAAGGCGGCCGCUGAAUUACGGCGCACGCAAGCUGAACUGCGUGUCACUCAGUCGGAUGCUGAGAGAGCACGCGAAGAAGCCGCCGCAUUGCAAGAGAAACUUGAGAAGAGCCAAGGCGAAGUAUAUAGAUAUAAAGCGAAGUUAGAGAAUGCCCAGGGUGAGCAAGAGAGCUUACGGCAAGAAUUAGAAAAAAUACAGGCUAGUGUAUCACGUAUACACGGAGAUCGUGAUCGGGCUUUCUCGGAAGUUGACAAAAUGAAAGAGGAGAUGGAACGCACACAGGCUACUUUGGGUAAAGCACAACUACAGCAAGAGAAAUUGCAAAACUCUCUCGACAAAGCUCAAAAUGAAGUCGAUCAUCUGCAAGAGAAACUGGACAAAGCAAGCACUGAAAAUCGUCGCCUAGUUCUAGAGAAGGAGAAACUUACUUACGAGUAUGACAAUUUGCAAUCGCAAUUGGAUAAAGCCUUGGGUCAAGCGGCUCGUAUGCAAAAAGAACGUGAAACUCUUACUUUGGAUUCUGAUCGAAUCAGAGAAAAACUGGAAAAAACUCAGAUACAACUGGCUCGUAUUCAAAAAGAACGUGAUCAAUUCUCCGACGAACUGGAAACAUUAAAGGAACGUUCGGAAUCAUCACAAACGCUUCUGCAAAAGGCUGCACGGGAUAGAGAAGCAAUGCAAACCGAUUUGGAAGUACUAAAAGAACGUUACGAGAAAUCCCAUGCCAUUCAGCAGAAGUUACAGAUGGAACGCGACGAUGCUGUUACCGAAGUCGAGAUAUUGAAAGAAAAGCUCGACAAGGCCCUCUACGCUAGUCAGAAACUGAUUGACGAGAAAGAUACUUCGAAUAAAGAAUUUGAGAAAAUGCUUGAGAAAUAUGAUCGCGCUCAAAAUGAAAUUUAUCGUUUGCAGUCUCGCUGCGAUACUGCCGAAGCAGAUCGUGCUCGCCUAGAGGUUGAGGCUGAACGUUCGUCGUUAGCUGCUUCCAAAGCUCGUGAAGAUCUACGUAAGCUUCAAGAGGAAAGCACUCGCUUGCAAGAAGCUUGUGAUAGGGCUGCUCUUCAACUUAGCAGAGCCAAAGAAGGUGAAGAUAACGCUCGAGCCGAACUCGAUCAUCAUCGUGAAAGGUUCGAUAAAAUUCAAACAGAUCUGCGUCGCACUCAAGGCGAAAAAGAACAUCUACAAUCUGAACUUGAGAGAGUCAGCUACGAGCUGGAGAGGGCACACGCUGCACAGAGUAAAGCUAGCGCGAGUGUCGAGGCAGCUAAGGAUGAGAUUGCGCACUAUGCAGUUGAACUUGAAAAGAUGCGAGAACGUUAUGAAAAGAGUCAAAUCGAAUUGCGUAAAUUACAAGACGCCGAUACUUUCGGCCGUGAAACACGUCGCCUUAAAGAAGAGAAUGAACGGUUGCGAGAGAAAUUGGACAAGACCCUUAUGGAGCUCGAGACUAUACGCGGCAAGUCCCAAUAUGAAUCAGAAACGUUCGAGAAAUAUCGGGACAAAUAUGAUAAGAUUGAAAAUGAAAUACAAAAUAUGGAAUCGAAACUUCACGAAACCACGUUACAACUCGAAUUGUCUAAAGGCGAGGUAGCCAAACUGCUGGCGAAUCAGGAAAAGCAGCGAAGCGAACUGGAACGAGCGCAUAUCGAAAGGGAGAAAGCUCGAGACAAGCAUGAAAAACUGUUGAAAGAAGUUGAGCGCCUAAGAAUACAACAAGCAACAACAGUCAGCCCAGCCGAUUCUAUACGUACAUCGUCUGUAAAUAUUGGAGAGAGACAAGAAAUCGACCGUUUACGUGAUCGCCUUGAGAAAGCAUUACAGUCCAGAGAUGCCACCGAAUUGGAAGCUGGACGCUUAGCGAAAGAAUUAGAAAAGGCACAGAUGCACUUGGCCAAACAACAGGAUGCCAACGAAUCUGCACGCAUUGAAUUCGAACGUAUGUCGGCCGAAUUGGGUCGCUUGCAUGAUCGUCUCGAAAAAGCAGAUGCCGAGAAGGAGACCUUAAAACAACAACAAUCUAGUCGAAAUGGUGGAGCAGCUGGUGAUAAGCAGCACAUGCAGAAAUUAGAAUCUGAUUGCAAACAGUUAACCAUUGAAAGAGAGCAGUUGGUAAUGCAGUUGGAGAAGAGUCAAGAAAUACUCAUGAAUUUCCAAAAAGAAUUACAAAAUGCUGAAACUGAAUUGCAAAAGGCUCGGGAAGAAAAUCGAAAACUACGCAACGGACAACCGGUAGCACCGGCCGCACCCGCCGAGAUCCAAGCGAUGCAAAAAGAAAUUCAAGCGCUGCAACAGAAAUUGCAAGAAUCGGAAAAGGCUGUGGCUGCAGCUGGCUCUGCGGCCGCCGGUGGGGCGUCACGAGAAGAACUCGAGCAAUGGCGUAAAAUGAUUGAACAGGAGAAGGCUAAAGCUGACAUGGCCGAUAAGGCGGCACAGGAAAUGCAUAAGCGCAUACAGAUGAUGGAUCAACAUAUUAAGGAUCAACAUGCCCAAAUGCAAAAAAUGCAUGAACAGCUGCAACAACAGCAACAACAACUUCAACAACAACACCAGCAACAACAACAGCAACAGCAAGCAUCUGCCAGCACGCAAGAAAACGCUAAGGAAUUAGAGAAGGUAAAGAAUGAAUUGCAGACAGCGUGCACACAAAGGGAUCAAUUCCAACAACAAUUGGAGUUAUUAGUGCAGGAACUGGAAAAGAGUCAGUUGGGCAAUCAGGAACAAGCCAAACAACUGCAAGCAGCUCAGCAGCAAGUACAACAAAUGCAACAGCAAAUACAAUUAUUACAACAACAGGUCCAACAAUUGCAACAAGCCGGAGGAGCUGGUGCGGCGGCAACCGAUGUACAACGACAGCAAUUGGAACAACAGCAAAAGCAAUUGGAAGAGGUGCGUAAGCAAAUCGAUAAUCAAGCGAAGACAAUCGAAAGCGAACGAAAGAUCAUCGAGGAGCAACGUAAACAAAUUGAAGCCAAACGAAAAGACAUUGAAGAGAAGGAGAAGAUGAUGAGCGAAUUCGAUGUGCAAUUGCGCAAACGAAAAGAACAAAUGGACCAAUUGGAGCAACAAUUACAAGCACAAGGCGGCGGAGCAGCUGCUGCCGGUGAACUCAAUAAAAAACUCAUGGAUACCCAAAGACAAUUGGAAGCUUGCAUUAAAGAAUUGCAAGCAACCAAAGAGGAACACAAAAAGGCAACAGCAGAAACCGAACGCCUACUUAAACUAGUGCAAAUGUCACAGGAAGAGCAAAAUGCCAAAGAAAAAACCAUUAUGGACUUGCAACAAGCUCUAAAAAUAGCUCAAGCAAAAGUCAAGCAAGCACAAACUCAGCAACAGCAAGAUGCUGGACCUGCGGGAUUCUUAAAAAGCUUUUUCUAAAAUGUAUUAUUAUUUAUCUUCUUCGAAAUUCUCUUCCUGCCUCUUAUUUCUCUUAUCCCACAAUUACAAACUACGUCUCUACAGCCCAAUUAUAUAUAAUACAACAUACAUAAAUAAAUUAGUUACUUAUUUGUAAAUGCAUACUACAAAUACACACAUUCACAUCCACGCAUCUAUACAAACAUGCAUACAUACAUAUGUAUUAAAUAACUAUUAAUAUUUUUUAAACUAUAACAAAUAAUAGCCAUAACAAAACGCAAUGCAUCUUCAAUACAGAGCAGCAAUAAUUUUUACAAAACUUAUCAACUUACGGUAGCAUUAAAAUGCAAAUUCUUUCCCAUUCGUCCUUUUUGCCUCUGCUUUCGCUCCAAUCAAUUAAAUUUUUCUCAUUACUGCUAUGAAAACAGUUACAAUUAUCAACGAUUUAAUAAUAUCUGUAUACCCACCACCGGAGCAUAGAUAGAUAUAUAAAAUAUUUUUAAUUCCAUUUGUGUAUAUAAUUGCUCUUGAGAGUUUUUAUUAUCGUUACGACCCAAAAAAAUCGUAUGAAUUUACAAGAUCGGGCGUUGCGAAUCUAUUAUUACUCCUGCAUAUAUGUCGAUAUAUGUUUUACAUGUUUUCUUUUGUCCGGAAUUAUUAUUUACACUUACAUUUCAAGAUUAAUUAUCUUCAAUCAAACAACAGUUACAUUUUUUUUUUUCGUCCGAUUAUACGAUAAUAUUUAUUGUCUCAGUAUGAAAAUAGGAUUUAUAUUUCAGCCUUUUUGUUGUCCGAAAAUAUAGUUUACAUAAAAUUUUUACACCAAUUUACCGAUAAUUAAUUCCUUCUUCUCAGACUAUGAUUUAAAUUCAAUUUUUUAACUAUGUUGUCUAUGUGCGGAAAUAUGAUAUACAUUUUAGCUUUUCUUGUUUUCCGAAAAAAUAGUUUACAUGGGCUAUUUAAUUAAUUGCCCGUAAUCUGUUCUUUUGAACAGGUUCGUGCUUCGAUUUUGUCUUUAACGAAACUUUAUAAUUGGAGUUUCCCUCAUUUUUUCGAUUUUUUACGUUCCCUUCUUACAUUCGCACCUUCACUUGCUUUGACUCCAAAUUUCUUUGACUUGCAAUUCAAUGCAAUUUUGAUUACAAUUCACGAUUUUGUAAGAAGAAGAGGACUUUUCUCUAAUUACUUGUCGAUAACUAGUAUUGAACUAUUGAACUGCAUAGUCUUUGUAUGUUAUAUUUUUGAAUAAAGGCAUCGUUUUCAUACAUUUUUGGUGAUGGCAUCGCUUGCCGCUCAUUGAAUGAAAUUUGAAACUAGGUGGUGGGUAUCCAAAGUUCGCCAUAGCGCGAAUAAAGCAUUCUCAGUUGUUUUUUUUUUUUAUCAUAAUAUAUCGUAUAGUAAAAAAACAAUUUCAAUACAUAUUUCAAUAUAAAUUUCAUGUUUUUAUUUUUAAAUUUAUUGCAAAUUAUCAGUAACAUUUUCUACGAUUCCAAAUGAGUAGAUAGUAUCAUAGUACAAUAUUAUAACAACACUUGUACAGUUAAACACUUACACUAUGAAAAAAAAAAGAAAAGAAAAACAAAAACAAAAAAGUGAUAAAAAAAUC
Glossina fuscipes is the source of this 9343-nucleotide messenger RNA. It is a transcript of the gene brp, whose product is annotated as myosin-9. Gene Ontology annotation, biological process: neuromuscular synaptic transmission; maintenance of presynaptic active zone structure; regulation of synaptic plasticity. Lineage: Eukaryota; Metazoa; Arthropoda; Insecta; Diptera; Glossinidae. Gene Ontology annotation, cellular component: cytoskeleton of presynaptic active zone. The transcript has 23 exons. Gene Ontology annotation, molecular function: structural constituent of presynaptic active zone. The record is from RefSeq and is a predicted model, not a curated record. Bases 1009 to 7758 code for a protein of 2249 amino acids.